Capsella rubella is the source of this 395-nucleotide messenger RNA. RefSeq names its product defensin-like protein 172. NCBI's taxonomy places the organism in Eukaryota, Viridiplantae, Streptophyta, Magnoliopsida, Brassicales, Brassicaceae. The transcript has 2 exons. The record is from RefSeq and is a predicted model, not a curated record. Bases 51 to 308 code for a protein of 85 amino acids.
UUAAAGGGAUUAGUGUUAGUAAUAAUACUGAAAGUGGAAAGCAAACAUCUAUGGCAAAGACAUCUUUCACACUCGUUCUCCCAAUCAUCUUCCUUGUUGUUAUGUUCGCCUUAGUUGAGCAAAAUAUGGGAUGCACGGCAAGUAUGGGACCGUGCGAAAAGGAUAAAAGCUGUAGUGCCAAAUGCAGAGCUACAUUUGGAGAUAAGGCUAAUGGCUUCUGUGAUCGUAGCACUGGUGGAGCUGGAGAAUGUGUUUGCGUCUACCCUUGUCCGCCUCAUCCGGAAUCCCCUAUGUCAUUUCUACUUUGAAAUAUUUUUAGUUUCUUCAAACUCUCUAUAUACUGUAUGUUGAAAUUAAAUGGUUGAAAUAUCCAAAUUAUGCAGUUAAUUUUCUAA